AGAAAGAGAGACAGACACAAACAAACCCAAAAAUUAAAAAAUUAAAAAAAAAAAAAAUUACCCUUCUCGAAAUUCUCUUUUGGGUAGAAUUUCACAUUGAUUCCUCAUAAAUGUACCUGCCUCUCUCUGUCUCUCUCUGUGUAAUUCUUUUCUCUUCGAUUUCCAUUCAUUGAUCAAUCACAAAACUCUCCUUGGGUUUGGCAUCGAUGCCGGAUAAUCGUCAGGUUCAGAGCAAUGGUGGUGUGUCCAAUUCAUCCAAUCCAUCAAUCGACAACGUGGAAGAGACUAUUCGGAGAUUGAAAAUCUCGACAAAUGAUGAUAAUCAGGACAGUGGUGCGGUGGCCAAUUCCUGCCCCUACCCAGAUCGUCCAGGGGAACCCGAUUGCAUAUACUAUUUAAGGACUGGGUUGUGUGGUUAUGGAACCAAUUGUAGGUUUAAUCACCCUGCUACUUCUGGGCAGGGUGUUCAGUACAGAGGUGAACUGCCAGAAAGAGUUGGACAACCCGACUGUGGGUAUUAUCUUAAGACAGGAACUUGCAAAUAUGGACCAACAUGUAAAUAUCAUCACCCACGGGACAGGCAUGGUGCUGGACCUGUGCCAUUGAAUGUUUUGGGGCUACCCAUGCGCCAGGAAGAAAGGCCAUGUCCUUUUUACAUGAGAACUGGAUUGUGUAAGUUUGGAGUCGAAUGCAAGUUCCAUCAUCCUCAACCUGUGACCGCUGGAACUAUGUUACCCAUUCCUGGACCUGCUGCCUAUGGAUCUUCAGGCUCACCAAUUGUGGCUUCGUCUGGUCUACAUUAUGUAGGAGGAGUUUCAGCAUUGUCAUUACCAAGGGCACCAUAUAUAUCUGGUACCCAUGUACAAGGCCCCCAGACCUACAUGCCUUAUAUUGUGUCUCCCUCUCAAGGCAUUGCACCUACACAUGUCUGGAACACUUACCUGGGAUGCAUGAGCCCUGGACCUUCUACAAGUUUUGUUGGAUCUGAUCUUGUUUACAACUCCAAGAAUCAGGGUGAGUCAGGUUCGAGUGGCCUGUUAAACUCCAUUGCUUAUCUACCUGAGAGACCAGAUCAACCAGAAUGCCGGCAUUUCAUGAGCACUGGAAGCUGCAAAUAUGGAUCUGAAUGCAAGUACAAUCACCCGAGAGAAAGGAUUCCUCAAUUGGCAACAAAUUCUUUAGGCCCGCUUGGGCUUCCAUUGAGACCUGGGCAAGCUGUUUGUUCGUACUAUAGCUUGAAUGGACACUGCAAGUAUGGCCCGACUUGCAAAUUUGAUCACCCUUUGGCUGGAUUUCCUUAUAACUAUGGCGGUUUGAGUUAUUCGACUGUCUCUGUAUUUGAUCCAUCUUAUUACCCAUAUCAAAGAAAUUCAACCACUGUCCUCUCCUCAGAAGCAUCUCCCUCUAAAUCUAAGGCUGCAAGCAACAAAAAUCAGAACACGGAUACUGAAACUCUUGAAAAUCCAUCAGAAAAGGCUGGUUCUCCAUCACAUCCUUUGCCAGCUUCUUCAGAACCUCGACACAAUGAAUCUGAUUGAUUUUACUACUUUCUUUUUUCCUCAUUUUUCCAUUUCGCCCGGCUGAGUUUUUUUAUCAGACAAAAUAUUUAAUGACUUGUGCCUCAAGGUCCCCUUUUCACCUGCGGUUCUAUGUGUGGAUUCAAUUCAAUGUGACUAGGGAAAGCAGGGAGGUUGUAGAAGGCUCUCUCUCUCUCUCUCUAUUCAUUUUUUUUCUUCUUCUUCUUUCUUUCUUUUUAUUUUUUUUUUUUUUUUUUUUUUUGUGGUGAAUAAAAUGCAGGUGAUGAGUUGUAAGAUUCCCAUUUUUCCCUCUUAGAAACUGUUCAAGGGAUUGUUGUUGAAUGUGAGAGCUUGGCAUUUUUUAUGACUCCACACCUGUUAGUUUUAUAUGAUAUGAACCAUUAAAUAUAGGGAGGGAAAUUAGGGUUUAUUUGGUUGUGUUUUCGUUUUUUUGUUUUAUGUUUUCAUUUUUUAUUUUUGGAAUACACAAUUUUUGAGAUGGAUGAUUCAGUAAGAUUACGUAUGUAGAGCUCCUAUUUUGGACUUA
Messenger RNA from Camellia sinensis, 2064 nucleotides. RefSeq names its product zinc finger CCCH domain-containing protein 26. Gene Ontology annotation, molecular function: mRNA binding; metal ion binding. Lineage: Eukaryota; Viridiplantae; Streptophyta; Magnoliopsida; Ericales; Theaceae. The record is from RefSeq and is a predicted model, not a curated record.